Arabidopsis lyrata subsp. lyrata is the source of this 3927-nucleotide messenger RNA. RefSeq lists its product as uncharacterized. Bases 358 to 3774 code for a protein of 1138 amino acids. Gene Ontology annotation, biological process: protein deubiquitination. Lineage: Eukaryota; Viridiplantae; Streptophyta; Magnoliopsida; Brassicales; Brassicaceae. The record is from RefSeq and is a predicted model, not a curated record. The transcript has 12 exons. Gene Ontology annotation, molecular function: cysteine-type deubiquitinase activity.
CAUUCUACUCCUAAACCCGAAUUCGAAAAAUUCAUAAACUAUUUUUGGGGUUUUAUCUGUUUAUAUGUUAAACAUUUACUCCGAGAAAGUGCAAUCAAAUCGACCAAGUUGUGUGAUUUACUCCAAAACAAAGAAUGCCCACAAGGUGUUCGACACAAUUCCUUAAUGACCAAAAUGGGUCUCCCUUGUUUUUUCGCAAAGACUCUGUCACGUGGCUCAUACGUGAUAAACCCAUCAUCCUCUUCUAUACCUUAUUUGUUGAUUUUUCCCGCUUCUCCUCUGUUUUCUCUCGCCAAGAACAAAACCUCUCAAGACCAAGAAAACGUAAGAUUCUUCAGAAUUGUUACUGCCUAACACAUGGAGUUUACUUUCAUGGAAGAUGAUAAUGGCGACGAACUCUUCGACCUUGCCAAAGAUUACUUCAAAGAUGGAGAUCACAUCAAGGCCUUGGAGGUACUUGAAGAUUUGUCUUUAGAUCAAGGGAAUGACGAUCCCGUGGAGGGAAUUCAUGUUAAUUACUUUCAAGGUACAAUCUUUAGGGAACUAGCGGGAGAUUCAGAGAACAAUGAUGUGAAAGUUACUUACUUGUUGGCUUCUGUUGAAUGCUAUUCCAGAAAUCUCGGGUUAUCUGCGUUUUCGGCUGGUACAUUGUUCCUUUUGGCUCAACAGAUUGAGUCAGUCUUGUAUUACAAGCAAUCUGUGCGUAAAGCAAAAGAAGGUUUAUAUAAAGCAGUGAGUAUGCAGGAAGGAGAGUCAGUGAACAAGGAAAGGGAAGAACUGAUGAGUAUAAUCGAACAUGCAGAGUUAAGGAUCGCUGAAUCCAAGACUCGUGUUGAUUCUCCUGUAGAAAACUGUGAACAACAAGUUAGGGAGUCAAAGGAAAAUGGGGAGACAAGGAAGAGUGAACCUGAUUUGUUUAAAAGGUUGAGGUCGUAUUGGGCGGGUUUGAAUGUUGAGAUCAAAAGGAACUUUAUGAAAGUAAGCACUGCAGAACUUAGGAGCUAUGUCGAGGGAAUAUAUAGCACAGGAGGACGAGAUGCUUUGGAGCAAGUUCUAACUUCUGCAAAGGAAGACAGAAAAUGGAGAUUUUGGUUUUGUCGAACAUGUUCGGUGAAGUUCUCCAGUCCUGAAGAAUGUAAGAGUCAUUUUGAACAACAACAUGGAGCAGAAUUUAAACCUUCUUCGGCAAAGGAUAUUACUAAGAGGAUAAGUAAAGUCUGGACUCGUAAGAUAUUGGUUGGAGGUUGGGAUCCAGUUGAUGCAGUAGCUGCCAUUCAAUUGAUUAAGAAUCGGCUUGAAGAUGUGAAAGCGUUUGCAUAUGAGAAUGGAUGGUCUAAAGACUGGCCUUUAGCUGCGGAUAAAGAGCGCAGUGAGUUACUCAAGGAAAUCCAGUCGCUCCUUGUGUCGUUUUGUGACCAUAAAAUUCUCUCCUGUAGCGUUCGAGACUGGGUGAUGCAUUUUCUUGUUCAGCAUCUUGAAAACCUUGAAGUUUCCAAACAUAUUCUUACCGAUUGUCGCCUAGUAGAAACACCUCAGAGUAUCUGUUUUUUGGAAUGUGGUGAACUCAAUCAAAUCCUGGAUUUUCUAAAAAACAUCAAGUGUGAAAGAGACGAUGGUACAGAUCUAGUUUGCAGAGCAGUGGACAGUUUCUAUGCUGGUACUCGAGUUAAAGAAAAGAUCGACUUUGACCCUCAGUUUUCAUUUCUGCUCCUGGAUAAGAGACUGCUCCAAUGCAAGAUUGCUCGAUUCGAUGACGAAGGGAUAAUCAAUGUUUUUGAUCACAAUGUUCACUACGCUAAGGCACAUGCUCAGGGAGAUGAUAUCUUAUCCUGGUUAUUCGACAAAUCUUCACAAGAUGAGAGUAUUCCGUUUCCCACACCUAUCAGGGCACACAAUCUUGAUAUUUGGAUAGCUGUUUUGAGAGCAGUUCAGUUCACGUGUAGGACUUUGGGAACCAAAUAUGCAAAGAAAUUGCAAUACCUAGAUUAUGAUGCAGCUCUUACUGGCGCCAAGAACUUGUGUAUUAGCGAAGAUGUGAAGAGAAAGAAUCUUCACAAAGAUCAUUGGAACAGUUAUGCAUCUCUUUUAUGCAAAAGAUGUAAAGAAAGAGAUGCCGGAGAUUCUCUCACUACAAAAGCUUUCUUGUGUGUAGUACGAGAUGUUCUCAAAGGAGCAUCGUAUCCGACAUUGGAUUUCCCCGAUUUAGAAGAUUACUUGACUGUUAUACAUGGGAGUACAAACCUCAGUGAUGAAUUAGUGUUGAAGUCCCUAGACCUUCUGAAAUUUGUGGUCAACUUACUGGUUCCUCUAAUUGAUUCAAAGAUUUUGCUUAUUGAAAAUUCAAGGAUUAAUUUGCUGAACGGUCUCAUCAGACUUUCUGUUUUUGACUACCGCUCUUACAUUGGUCAACCAAUGAAAGAAGUCAUGCUGGAUAGAAUUUUAGAUAUGGAAUCCAAAGUCAAGGCAGCCGCAACAGAAGAAGAUAUUUCACUCGAGAAAGAAGCAGAUAUUUUAUUCGAGAAAGAAGCGGAGGAGGAGAAGAAAUUACAGUCAAAGAAGAAGAAGAAGAAAAAUAAAAGCAACAAGAGAACUUCACCGAGCUUGUCUAGUGCCUUUAAUGAGAAUAAGACUGUUGAACAUGAAUCUUCUGUCAACCUUGAACCGGGUGUUACUUCUCCAUUACUAAAAACGGCGGAAGAAGACUCUAUGGAACCAGAAGAUACUUUUUCAAGUGAAAGUGGUCAAACUUCACUCAACACUAUCAAUCAAGAGGAUGCUACUAAAGAUAUGGAAAACAUGCCUGGAGAAGAUUCAUUCUCAGAACAUUUGGAGUUUGCACACGGAGAAGCUGCAAACAGAUACCGUUCAGCUCUUGACAUGACGCUUAAGGCCCUCUUGAACAUUAAGGCUCUUGAAAAGGAUUUGGUGUAUAAUCGGCAACCAUUUCAUGGCAACUUGGAAGAACAAGUUCCUUAUGCACUGCAAGAUUUCUUUUCUGCUUUUGUGUCGGAACAGAUAACAGAAAAGGGACUGUACAAUUACCUACUGAGAAACAUAUUUGCUUCGUUAGAAGAAAUUCAUUCCAUGUCAAGUGAUGCUGCUGGGGUAGUUGUCGCGAUCCUUGAGUUUUGUCAUUUCUGGAAAAGUCCCGAAAGAGAAAGCUUGGUUACUCGCCUUUUUACGUUGGAGGAAUAUGAAAGAAUGAGUUGUAGAAAAUGCAGAAGGAAGCCAAAUUAUCCAGAGCAAAGUUCGUAUGGAAUUGUCAUGGCUGCAGAUUCAAUCGUAGACCUGAAGUGUGCUUUGGGGAAUAUAAAAUUUGAGGACGUCCUUAAAGUGAUCCGCAUGGAAGGUGAAAUGAUGUGUGAUGUUAAAACAGGAGGCUGUGGAACGACGAACUUUGUUCAUCACACUAUAAGUAGAUGCCCGCCUAUCUUCACAAUUGUGUUGGAAUGGGAGAAGAACGAAACUGAAAAAGAAAUAUCUGAAACAACAAAUGCUUUGCACUGGGAGAUAGAUAUCAGCAUGUUAUACGAAGGCUUAGAACCAAACACUAACUACCGGCUUGUGUCAAUGAAUAUGGAAAUGCAGAUUGGAUGUGUUGAAGAAGGAGAAUUUAUCUGCAUGGCCUAUACAAAAAACCGGUGGGUCAGUCUCAGACAUGAAACUUUAGCAGAAGAGGUUGUUGGUAACUGGAAGAGUGUGGUCAGAUUCUGUGGAGAAAGGAAACUUCGGCCGGAGAUUCUGUUUUAUGAAGCUACUCGAUCCAUGGCCUAACAACUUAACAAGUUGUAUCAAACAGUAUGUUACGUAGCAUUGAUGUAUAAAACAGUGUCAUGCUCCAGUUUAAAAGAAGUUGUGUUCAUUAUGUGAAUAGAAUUGUUGAAAUUACAAAGCAGUGAAGUUGUUAAGUAGAGCUGGAUUGAUCUA